AUGGACCAAUCGAUAUUUUCGCUGUUUACCACGAAGGACUGGCCGUUUCAAUCGGCAACAAGAACUUCUGGUACCAAUGAAACAGACAAAAAUGCCCCCAAAUAUAAAUCGAAGGACAGGCGCGAAAAUUUACUGGAGCCCAAGACGCUCCGAUCACGCGAAGAAACAAUCGAUGGGAUGUUAUUCUUCGAUCGGUUGAUGAAAAUAGGUUCUGUCCCUAACUUCAAGGACCUCUUCCCACCGUCCCAUCCAUCUCGUCUGCGCCAUCUAUUAGACUCUAUCGAUGCCUGUGACUUCGACCUACUGAAAAAAAAUUGCUUGGUGUAUUAUCUCUUAAAAGAAUAUGGAGACGGUCGAGAAAAUCGCUUUGCGAUCGAUCGAAUAAUCCCAUCUCAUUUUACUCGCGGACUUGAUGGUAUAUGGGCGCUCGAUCAUUCCCAAUGGCAGGCUGCCAUCCGAUGGAUGUCUGAUCCAACCGUCACGCCCGAUUUUCUACCUGAAAUCAUCCGGACCCUUGCCACUCAACCCCCUUUAAAACUUCGAUCCGACUAUGUUAUGCGAUUUUAUCUGCUUACCCAACCUUCACUCGACCUGCCAUCGAUCGAGUUCGUAUUGCGGGCCAUGUGCAUAAACUGUAACCUCCGAUCUGCCUGGGCUCUUCAACGCUCGUAUGGCCGACCCGAGCGGGAUCGACUGUUAAGGAUCAUUUUCGAAACUUGCUUUGGUCUAAACGACUAUGACCAACCACUACCAGAAGUCCUUCAAAUUCUAGUUGCUUUUCCAUUUGACGAGCUUGAAGAUACAACUCUAUUUCGAUUUGUCAUUGAAGCCCCCCGGCUGUUGCCCGGACCGCAUUCAAUGGUUGCUAUUCAAUUUUAUCUCAGCAAACUCACUUCAGAGGCUCGCUAUGUUGAGGCCAUCAGAUUUGAACGCGAGUUAUCGGAGUCGGCUGGGAUCGUCUCUAAUCCCGACAUUGAUCGCGUCAUCCGGGGCAUUGCUGAGAUGAUACCAGAGGUUCAACGGAAUAUGCUUGAACUCGAAUUCGAUCAAAAGCAUCCAAUUCUUAAUCAAACUCAAGCUUCAAACGGGAUGGCAGAAGACCCUUCAAACGAUAUGGACCUCAGCGCUAGUUACGAUGUAUGCUCACUGGCUUGGGAUCCUCCUCCCCCACCACCAGAAUUGCCACCCCCCAGCUCAUUGGCCGAAGCGCGCACUCAACAAGAACUACUCAACCCACCCAAACCAACUGUCUCCAGGACCUCGAUCCCUCUAUCAGCCUCGCCAUUUUUAAGACGCGCGAUGCCCAGGAUGUCACUUGACAAGUCCAAUGUGUCUCAAAAGGUACUUCUCAAAGCACUCGCAUACACCCGACUACCCACAGCACCCAGCUCACCGGAUCCUAUGCAAGAGCCCGCUCAGACUGAUCCAGUUGGUGAUCAAGGCGAUUCCGAAAUGCCCCCCACCCCAACCUCUUCGCGGCCCACUCCCCGAUUUACACAUUUUGUCGGCCCAUCUCGACUGCCAACUAGCGCAUCUAAGCCGCCCCCUCCUCCGCCCAAUUUCUCGACAUCCUUUGCUCGUUCGAGCGUCGCGGCCACGGGUAGUCCAUUCCACAGACUAAGCUUCCCAGAAGCAGAAAAGCCUUCGCCAGCGGCACCUGAAGAACGAUGGCCUACUCGGAUAGCCUUCACUCCCCGGCGCCCGUCUCAAAGGAGAGUUGAGGAUCGGGUCCUCAAACAAGGCAACCCAACUCAGAGUAUGAGAGAAGUCCGGAACACUGCCAGCAGUGAGAGCAGCGAUGAACCCAUGCCGAGCCAGCCAGCACCGAGUGCUCCACCCAAGCAACAGUUCUCGGCCGUCGUUGUUCCCCGAGAAAAUAGAGGAGAACUGAAGUCACCCCCGAAGAAAAUGGCUAGGGUUAGCAAGACCUCGACCCGUCGAGCGCCACAGAUGGAGCGAGUUCUGCCAGGCGGAUUAAAUCUUGAAGACGAAGAGAUGGACGAGCUUCCGGAGAACAAUCAGGAGCAAUCCUCGAUCGAAACGAGUAAACCUCCAACAGCCAGAAAUGACAACCAUCCCAAAGAAAAUUUCCAACCCCCUCGAUCCUCCACUGUCACCCGCAAAAAGGCCAAAGUAGACAAUCGUGGCAGCAAUAAUCUCCAGCUACAGAACUCGAUUGCCGUCCCGCCCAUCACACCUCGUCGAUCUACUCGGUUGCAUUCGACCACUCCGGCAAAGAAAUUGGUCCUUCCGGGCGGCAUGAUCGAUCACGAUUCGAUCGAGGAAGACGACGACGAACAUGUCCCUUAG
Molecule: messenger RNA, 2310 nt
Organism: Puccinia triticina
Lineage: Eukaryota; Fungi; Basidiomycota; Pucciniomycetes; Pucciniales; Pucciniaceae
Exons: 3
Coding region: 1-2310 (769 amino acids)
Source: RefSeq, a predicted model, not a curated record